Drosophila nasuta is the source of this 1607-nucleotide messenger RNA. It is a transcript of the gene gbb, whose product is annotated as TGF-beta family member glass bottom boat. The record is from RefSeq and is a predicted model, not a curated record. The transcript has a single exon. Lineage: Eukaryota; Metazoa; Arthropoda; Insecta; Diptera; Drosophilidae. The coding region runs from base 176 to 1486 and encodes 436 amino acids. Gene Ontology annotation, cellular component: extracellular region. Gene Ontology annotation, molecular function: growth factor activity; cytokine activity.
UGAGAUUAAGAUACAUACAACAAACUGAAGACAAGUGUGUAGGAAUUUUUAAUGUACACAUAAAUACUCUGCAUUCUAAAGGUUGCGCAUUUAAAUUGUUUGAGCAGAAUACCGUGUACAAAAGUAAAACAGAUGCUCAACGAUUGAAAAGAUUGUUAAUAUUCCAAAUAACAAGAUGACUCCAUCUGUGGUAUUUUUGCCGUCACUUUGGCUAAUUUCAAUGAUUUGUAUGCUGCCAUCAACGUACUCAACACAGUCUGGGAUCUACGUAGACAAUGGCAAAGAUCAAACCGUAAUGCAACGCGUGCUAAACGAUGACGACAAGAUGGAUGUUUCAUAUGAGAUCCUUGAAUUUCUGGGCAUUGCCGAUCGUCCACUGCACCAUAGAAAUCACGGCUUGUCGCUGCGUAAAUCGGCGCCCAAGUUUCUGCUGGAUGUCUAUCAUCGCAUCACAGCAGAGGAAGGACUCACUAUUGACAAUCAUAAUGAUCAUCGCCGUUCCAAGCGUGAGGCAGAUGAUAAUGAGCAGAAUUUUAUCACAGAUCUGGAUAAGCGGGUAAUCGAUGAGAGCGAUAUCAUUAUGACAUUCCUGAAUAAACGCAAUCACAACAUGGAGGAGAUGCGUCAUGAGCACGGCAGUCGUCUUUGGUUCGAAGUGUCCAACAUUCCCAGUGACAAUUAUCUCAUGAUGGCCGAACUUCGCCUUUAUCAAAAUUCCAAUGAGGGCAAAUGGAUGACGACCAACAAACAAUUCACAGUCACCGUUUACGCAAUAAACUCAGCCUCAGGAUCGGGGCAAAACUCGCUGGAACCACUGUCCUCCGUGAAUACGACAGGCGACUAUGUUGGCUGGUUGGAGCUAAAUGUCACGGAAGCUCUGCAUGAAUGGUUAAUUAAUGCCAGAGAAAAUCACGGCAUCUAUAUUGGGGCACAUGCUUUAAAUAAGCCUGAACGUGAGAUAAAGCUGGAUGACAUUGGAUUGACACAUCGUCGUGCCAAAGCGGACGAUGAGUACCAACCCUUUAUGAUUGGUUUCUUCCGUGGACCCGAACUUAUUAAAUCAACCGCACACAGCACGCAGAAGCGAACAAAGCGCAGCACUUUGCAUCAGCGCAAGAAGAAAAAGUCGGAGAUGAGCAAUCCCUUCAUGGAGAACACAAUGGAAAAUACGCGCAGCUGUCAAAUGCAAACACUGUACAUUGACUUCAAGGAUUUGGGCUGGCACGAUUGGAUUAUUGCUCCUGAGGGUUACGGUGCCUUCUAUUGCAGCGGCGAAUGCAAUUUCCCAUUGAAUGCGCAUAUGAAUGCCACCAACCAUGCGAUUGUCCAGACUCUGGUGCAUCUGAUGCAGCCGAAGAAGGUUCCAAAGCCAUGCUGUGCUCCCACACGAUUGGGAGCUCUUCCCGUCCUCUAUCAUCUGAACGAUGAGAAUGUCAACCUGAAGAAGUAUAAGAAUAUGAUUGUCAAGUCCUGCGGGUGCCAUUGAUUUAUGCUAUUUGUGUAUUUAUCUUUAAAUGUAAUAACAUAGCUCUGUAAUUAAUUAAUAACUGUAUACAACAUGUCAUUCUCUGUAAUCUGCAAUCUCAAAUAUAUUUUUGUAGAAAUAA